AAAAAUUGCAAUAGAAGGAAGGGCUGCGGAGGCUGCACACAUCUCUGGGUUUGCAGGCAUACAGAAGUUGUUGAAUAGGUAGAGGGUCCAAACUGACAUUUGGAAAACAAUGAACGGUUCUGUAGUUAAUUAUCUGAUGAACAAAUAUAAAGGAGAACUGGGCCACUGAAAGAGAAUUUUUCCUGUUUUGCAAUUUGCUGUCAGCAGAAGAUAAAACAUAUCCUUGAAGAUAUACAAUUUUACAUAAACAGCUGAUGUUUACAUAAGCCUAGAUAAGUUUGUGAAAAACAUAGAUAGCAAAAGAUGCGAUGGUAGCUGAACUUGACUCUCCUGCUCUUUGAAUAUAAUAAUUUUUCUUUUUGUAUUGUUGCAGCUUAAGAACAAAGUGUGCAGCAAUACCUUUACCAAAUCAACUACCUACACUAUUAAUUUGAUUUGGAAUGGACAAUGGGAUGUUCUCUGGCUUUAUCAUGAUCAAAAACUUCUUCCUCUUCUGCGUUUCCAUGAGUUUAGCCAGUCACUUCGGCUUCUCACAGAUGCCAACAGCUUCGGGGAAAGAGGACACCAACGAUAACAUUACUAUAUUCACCAGGAUCUUGGACGGCCUGCUGGAUGGCUACGACAACCGACUACGCCCGGGACUGGGAGAGAGAAUAACUCAGGUGAAAACAGACAUCUACGUUACCAGUUUUGGUCCUGUGUCAGACACAGAAAUGGUAAGCUCUAGCCCAUGGCUCCUACCUUGUAUUUCCUUGCUAAAGUCAUUUUCAGAACCGUUGCUCCUAAUCAGACCCUGCAAUAAUACGUCUGCUUCUUUAUGCCAGGAAUACACCAUUGACGUUUUUUUCCGACAAAGCUGGAAGGACGAAAGGCUUCGAUUCAAAGGACCUAUGCAGCGCCUCCCUCUUAACAAUCUGCUUGCCAGCAAGAUCUGGACCCCCGACACCUUCUUCCACAAUGGCAAAAAGUCUAUUGCUCACAACAUGACAACACCAAACAAGCUUCUGCGUCUCGAGGAUGACGGCACUCUGCUGUAUACCAUGAGAUUGACCAUCUCUGCUGAAUGUCCCAUGCAGCUUGAAGAUUUCCCCAUGGAUGCACAUGCUUGCCCAUUAAAAUUUGGAAGCUAUGCCUACCCCAAUUCUGAAGUGAUCUAUGUGUGGACUAAUAGCACCACAACAUCUGUGGUGGUGGCAGAAGAUGGUUCACGACUUAAUCAGUACCACUUGAUGGGACAAACUGUAGGAACUGAAAACAUCAGUACAAGUACAGGUGAAUAUACUAUUAUGACAGCACAUUUUCAUCUGAAAAGAAAAAUCGGUUAUUUUGUCAUCCAGACAUACCUUCCUUGCAUUAUGACUGUGAUCUUAUCACAAGUGUCAUUUUGGCUAAACAGAGAGUCUGUUCCUGCCAGAACUGUCUUCGGAGUAACGACAGUCCUCACCAUGACCACCUUAAGUAUCAGUGCCCGUAACUCUUUGCCAAAAGUGGCCUAUGCUACUGCAAUGGACUGGUUUAUAGCUGUCUGCUAUGCCUUUGUAUUUUCUGCACUGAUUGAGUUUGCAACAGUCAACUAUUUCACCAAGAGAGGCUGGGCAUGGGAUGGCAAAAAAGCUCUUGAAGCUGCUAAAAUCAAGAAAAAAGAGCGUGAAUUACUGGGGAAUAAGUCAGCUAAUACUUACACCACUGGAAAGAUGACCCCCGCACCAAACAUACCAAAGGACUCCGCCCCAUCUGUCAUCUCAAACACUGUUACUGCUCUGGUGAAAUCUGCUGAAGAAAAGCCUGCUGAAAGCAAAAAGACUUACAACAGCAUCAGUAAGAUUGACAAAAUGUCCCGGAUAAUUUUUCCAGUGCUGUUUGGAACUUUUAACUUAGUCUACUGGGCCACAUAUUUGAAUAGGGAGCCUGUUAUUAAAGGUGCCAGUUCUCCAAAAUAAACUGAAGGACUCUAAAGCCACAUGUGAGCCAUACUUACAGAGCAGAUGCUACCAAGGAAAAUUUGAGAUUCAGAUGGCUUUCUACAUUUGGGCAAUAUUCUUCAGGAAGUUUUUUGCAUGUUUAAUAAUAUGUACAAAUAAUAUUGCCUUGAUUGUUUCUACAUGUAACCUCAGAUGUUUCGAAGAUGGUUAUAUUACUUACUUACAGCAACAGAUCUUUAUAAAAGGUCAGAAGACAUUGAACAUGGCUUCUUUGCUGCUGAGUAUCUUGCAUUGAUAGUUUACAAAUAAAAUAAGUUAUAUUUUUUAACUGUUCAAGUGUACUACAUAUCGUGGUUUUUAUACUUCAGAUGUACAGUCAUACAAAUGUAGGCUUAAGCUAUAUUUUACAGAAGAGCUCCACUAUUGUCAUCUGAUAGGUUACUAUGAGUAACACCAGUUGUAAAAGUGCCAAAUUAUUAAAUGUAGGGCUCUGUUUGAGCACCUUUACUGAUUAUAGAUAGUACAUUACUCCACAAAUAAAACUGCACAGCCCAAUUUUCAUUAGCAGAAGUUAAUACAGUGCAGUAAAUCCUAAUGGGGCUAUGCUGAUUUUCACUGCUUGAGCUUCUAGCUUGCAGUGAAGUAACAUAGGGAGCAAGAUGCUGCUUGUGUAAAUAAAGGUGGUGGAAUCUUGCCCUUAAAAGAAAAUAUUAGGUUUGUUUGAUUUUUUGCAUUCCAACAGAAUUUUCUCUGAUGAUUCUCAGUAUUUAUUGCAAAAAUUAGAGAUAUAUUGCAUGAAAUUACCUUUAACAUAGAUUAGGAACAUAUUUGUGCAAAUAAAACUUUUAACAGAAGCAGUAGACAUUUUUAUUAGGGUAAAGUAACUAAUGUUUGGACAUUUUCCCAAGAAGAUUAUGUUAUAUUAGCAGAGCUAAACAGUAAAGAAUUACAAUAAUUCUGAAGUACUUAUUACUUGUUUCCCAGAGUGAAAAUCAAUCAGCCAACACAAAGAAGGGUGAUCAGAAAAGAGAUAUGCUUUAUGACAGCAAGGUGUUUCAGUGACAAUAUUGACAGAAAGAUCUUUGUACUGUCCAUCUGAAACUUUUCUAUAAGAUGCCUUGCUGCUACCAGUGUGUUUUGCUUUCACAAUGAAUGAGAAAAUGCAAUCUCAGUUUUCAGCUCUUUUCUCCUUGGCAUCCUUUCCUUGUUCCAGAAGCUUUUGUAAUUUAAUCUUAAUGUUUAA
Messenger RNA from Dromaius novaehollandiae (emu), 3165 nucleotides. RefSeq names its product gamma-aminobutyric acid type A receptor subunit alpha5 (gene GABRA5). Gene Ontology annotation, molecular function: benzodiazepine receptor activity; inhibitory extracellular ligand-gated monoatomic ion channel activity; GABA-gated chloride ion channel activity. Lineage: Eukaryota; Metazoa; Chordata; Aves; Casuariiformes; Dromaiidae. Gene Ontology annotation, biological process: signal transduction; gamma-aminobutyric acid signaling pathway; synaptic transmission, GABAergic. Gene Ontology annotation, cellular component: GABA-A receptor complex; synapse; plasma membrane. The transcript is spliced from 8 exons. The record is from RefSeq and is a predicted model, not a curated record. The coding region runs from base 441 to 1940 and encodes 499 amino acids.